Nipponia nippon (crested ibis) is the source of this 1614-nucleotide messenger RNA. The record is from RefSeq and is a predicted model, not a curated record. Lineage: Eukaryota; Metazoa; Chordata; Aves; Pelecaniformes; Threskiornithidae.
AUGACACACAGCAGCAUCAUGGUGGAUGUAGGCAAGUGGCCAAUGUUUACCUUACUGUCAGCUCAAGAAAUAGCAUCUAUUCGGAAAGCAUGUGUAUUUGGUACAUCAGCCAAUGAAGCUAUAUACAUAACGGACAAUGAUGAGGUAUUUGUUUUUGGACUGAAUUGCAAUAAUUGUCUGGGAACUGGAGAUAAUCAGAGCACAAUAGUACCAAAGAAAUUAGAAGCCUUAUGUGGAAAGAAGAUUUCCAGUCUCAGUUAUGGAAGUGGACCCCAUGUUGUACUUUGCACCGAAGAUGGUGAAGUGUAUGCUUGGGGACAUAAUGGUUACAGCCAGCUUGGGAAUGGCACAACCAAUCAGGGCAUUACUCCUGUUCAAGUUUGCACAAAUCUGUUAAUAAAGAAAGUGGUGGAAGUAGCUUGUGGCUCUCAUCAUUCCAUGGCACUGUCGUUUGAUGGGGAUCUGUACGCUUGGGGCUAUAAUAACUGUGGUCAAGUUGGAUCUGGAUCUACAGCAAAUCAGCCAACUCCUCGCAGAGUUUCAAACUGUUUACAGGGUAAAAUGGUAGUUGGCAUUGCUUGUGGUCAGACCUCCUCCAUGGCUGUAGUAAACAAUGGUGAGGUUUACGGCUGGGGUUACAAUGGUAAUGGUCAGCUAGGUCUUGGAAACAACGGCAAUCAACUAACGCCGUGCAGAGUGGCAGCAUUACAUGGUGUGUGUAUACUCCAGAUUGCCUGUGGCUAUGCGCACACACUAGCACUAACAGAUGAGGGUUUGCUCUAUGCCUGGGGAGCUAACACUUACGGGCAGCUAGGAACUGGCAAUAAAAGUAACCAGCUAAGCCCGGUGCAGAUCAUGAUGGAAAAAGAAAGGGUUGUGGAGAUUGCAGCCUGCCACUCUGCUCACACGUCGGCUGCCAAGACCCAGAGCGGCCAGGUGUACAUGUGGGGCCAAUGCCGUGGGCAGUCAGUGAUCCUUCCCCACCUCACUCACUUUGCCUGCACUGAUGAUGUGUUUGCUUGCUUUGCUACCCCUGCUGUUAUGUGGCGCCUUCUGUCAGUAGAGCAUGAAGACUUUUUAACAGUAGCAGAGUCUCUGAAGAAAGAGUUUGACAGCCCAGAAACCUCAGACCUAAAGUUUCGUGUGGAUGGAAAGUACAUCCAUGUCCACAAAGCUGUUCUGAAAAUCAGGUGUGAACACUUCAGAACCAUGUUCCAGUCAUACUGGAAUGAGGAUAUGAAGGAAGUGAUAGAAAUAGACCAGUUUUCUUAUCCUGUGUAUCGUGCCUUUCUUGAGUACUUGUAUACAGACAGUGUUGACCUUCCGCCUGAAGAUGCAAUAGGACUUUUGGAUUUGGCUACUUCGUACUGUGAAAAUAGACUGAAAAAACUGUGUCAACACAUUAUCAAGAGAGGAAUUACUGUGGAAAAUGCAUUUUCAUUGCUCUCUGCUGCUGUCAGAUAUGAUGCAGAGGACUUAGAGGAAUUCUGCUUUAAGUUUUGUGUCAAUCAUUUGACGGAAGUGACACAAACUACAGCAUUUUGGCAAAUGGAUGGUCCCCUGCUAAAGGAAUUCAUUGCUAAAGCCAGUAAAUGUGGAGCCUUUAAGAACUGA